This is a messenger RNA of Drechmeria coniospora, 771 nucleotides long. RefSeq names its product import inner membrane translocase subunit tim-21. Bases 1 to 771 code for a protein of 256 amino acids. Gene Ontology annotation, biological process: protein import into mitochondrial matrix. Gene Ontology annotation, cellular component: TIM23 mitochondrial import inner membrane translocase complex. NCBI's taxonomy places the organism in Eukaryota, Fungi, Ascomycota, Sordariomycetes, Hypocreales, Ophiocordycipitaceae. The transcript has 3 exons. The record is from RefSeq and is a predicted model, not a curated record.
AUGAAAGCAACAACCGCACGUCUCGCCGUUCGGCAGGCCGCUCAAGGCGUUGCCCCUCCGUUGGGUGUCCGAUGGCGGUUCCCGACGAGAUGCUUCGCCUCCCAGCACGGCCUGGGAACGACGGACGCGCGAAAGCCGAAGCGGCGAGGCGUCACACCUUUCAACGACGACGGGCAUGUGCCUUGGAGCGAGCUUUCGGCGGUUGAGAAGACGGCACGGGCCACGCAGCAAAGCUUCAACUUUGGCAUGAUCAUCGUCGGCCUCGUCCUCACGGUAAGCAAGGCCCGCCACGAGCGAAGAGUCGGCUUCGGCACGGUCGGUUCUAAGCUUUUUCCUCCGCAGAGCGGCGUUGCAUAUUUUAUGUGGACCGAUGUCUUCUCCCCCGACAGCAAAAUCUCCCAAUUCAACCGUGCGAUCGACAAGAUCAAGAAAGAUCCGAGAUGUGUCGAGCUCCUGGGGGAUUCGAAGAAGAUUAUAGCCCACGGGGAGGAAACCUUGAACAAGUGGAGAAGAGCGCGGCCUGUUGCGUCGUCCGAAAAGACGGACUCGCAAGGGAACCAGCAUCUUGUCAUGCACUUUCACGUCGACGGUCCUCUACGAAAUGGCAUCGCACAGCUACACAUGAUCAGGCGCCGCGGUGAUGGCGAUUACGAGUACAAGUAUCUCUUCGUCGACGUCAAGGGACACGACAGAAUAUAUCUGGAAAAUGCCGACGACAAGCCCAGCUCCGGAAAGAAGCAGUUCAGCUUUCUUGGCGUCAAAUGGGGUUGA